AUGGAUUUGACCUCUGACGUCAGGCGCACUCGUCGGGCCUGCAAACGGACAAAAUCAGGAUGCUUGCCCUGCAGGAGACGACGCAAGAAAUGCGACGAGAUCAAGCCAGAAUGCUCAGGGUGUCUCCGGAACCAGCUCAUCUGCGCGUGGCCAUCCCGCGACCCCGCAACCCCGGCCAUCCAGAGCGUUGCCAGCAUGACAGAACGAAAUCUCUCAUCGAUGCCCCAUAUUCAAACUCAGAUUAGACAGUCUACAAGCGAUACGACCGAUGUCUUGGCAGCGCCGCUCUCCUCCCUUCCUCCUGCAUUCCGUGGCGUCGAGGCCGCGUCAUUACUCGAUUCCUUCACCGAGUUGACUGCGCCUCGAAUGGUUGGCAAAGGAGACAUUGAGAAUCCAUUCAUCACGUAUAAUAUCCGCGUGUCAAUGCAUAGUACCGCUCUACAGCACGCUAUCCUGGCAGUCAGUUCGUGCCACCGUGCCUACUCGGAGCCGGCCUUCUCUCUCUCUUCUCGUGAUCACUACGCGGUGGCCUUGCGGAGCCUCAAAGUGGGUAUCACCAAAUGGAAUACUUGCAGCGUACAAGACCGGAUCGCCCUCUCGGCAUCUUGCCUGACCCUCUGUUGGUACGAGGUGAUUGAUGCCGACAUCCGGGGCUCAUUAUACUACCACCUGCGGGCCAGUGGGUCGAUGAUUAGUGACCUGCGCAAAGAUGAAAGAUGCCGUGAUGAGAACUUCCUAGGCUUCUUUUCUGAGCAAUUCUCUUAUCUCGCUAUCGUCGCCAACAUUGGUAUUGGCCAAGCCUCCUCAGAUCGCCUGCUCGACCCACGAUCUCUAUCCCAGCCACUGCACACCCUUAACCAGGACAGUCCGAUAUAUGGGUUCAUGUUCGGGUGCUCGCAUGCCUUGUUCGAACUGAUCCCCCGCAUUGCGCGUCUCUCAAGUAGGUUCAGAGCUCGGAGGGAUAGCUCAAGUGUCGUCCAAAAGGAAUAUGACUCCAUCUUUUCGGCCAUCAACAGCUGGUUACCGAACAGCCCAAGCGAUGACCCAGGAUACGAACUGGCAGGCGAAAUGUACCGAGCUGCAUGCCUCGUUUUCCUACGUACCUCGAUGAAAGGGCAUGAGUAUCUGGAAGUUGAACUGUACAACCAGGUCGAGCCCAGCAUCGCUCUUUUUCUGGAAAGUUUUAAGCAGCUGUCUGGUGAAUCACCACCCUGGACUACAUUCAUGUGGCCAACGCUCGUAGUUGGGUCCUGCAUGAGGGAAGAAUCACAGCGAGAGACUCUGCUGCAGCUUUUGGGCAACUCGAAUCUGCGGAUGCAAACAGUGGAUAGUACCGCUCAUUGGUUAUCUCUUCACUGGGAAAAGGUGGAUAAGGAUGUACACUUGUAUGGUAUUGAUGGGCUUGAGAAGACGAUGAAGGAACAAGGGCUCGACCCUUGUGUAGGAUAG
Fusarium keratoplasticum is the source of this 1449-nucleotide messenger RNA. RefSeq names its product Zn(2)-C6 fungal-type domain-containing protein. Gene Ontology annotation, cellular component: nucleus. Lineage: Eukaryota; Fungi; Ascomycota; Sordariomycetes; Hypocreales; Nectriaceae. Gene Ontology annotation, biological process: positive regulation of transcription by RNA polymerase II. The record is from RefSeq and is a predicted model, not a curated record. The transcript has 2 exons. Gene Ontology annotation, molecular function: zinc ion binding; transcription cis-regulatory region binding; DNA-binding transcription factor activity, RNA polymerase II-specific. Bases 1 to 1449 code for a protein of 482 amino acids.